Chinchilla lanigera (long-tailed chinchilla) is the source of this 7406-nucleotide messenger RNA. RefSeq names its product potassium channel, voltage gated eag related subfamily H, member 7 (gene Kcnh7). Lineage: Eukaryota; Metazoa; Chordata; Mammalia; Rodentia; Chinchillidae. Gene Ontology annotation, biological process: potassium ion transmembrane transport; membrane repolarization during action potential. Gene Ontology annotation, cellular component: membrane. Gene Ontology annotation, molecular function: inward rectifier potassium channel activity. The record is from RefSeq and is a predicted model, not a curated record. The transcript is spliced from 16 exons. The coding region runs from base 11 to 3592 and encodes 1193 amino acids.
CCCGGCCAACAUGCCUGUUCGCAGGGGGCAUGUGGCACCGCAAAACACAUUUUUGGGGACCAUCAUACGGAAAUUUGAAGGGCAAAAUAAAAAAUUUAUCAUUGCAAAUGCCAGAGUGCAGAACUGUGCCAUCAUCUACUGCAAUGACGGGUUCUGUGAGAUGACUGGUUUCUCCAGGCCAGACGUCAUGCAAAAGCCGUGCACCUGCGACUUUCUUCAUGGGCCUGAGACCAAGAGACAUGAUAUCGCCCAAAUUGCCCAGGCAUUGCUGGGGUCAGAGGAGAGGAAAGUGGAAGUCACCUACUAUCACAAAAAUGGGUCUACUUUCAUUUGUAAUACCCACAUAAUUCCAGUGAAAAACCAAGAGGGUGUGGCUAUGAUGUUCAUCAUUAACUUUGAAUAUGUGACGGACGAGGACAGCACUGCCUCCCCAGAGAGGGUAAACCCAAUAUUACCAGUCAAAACUGUGAACCGGAAACUUUUUGGGUUCAAGUUCCCUGGUCUGAGAGUUCUCUCUUACAGAAAGCAGUCCUUACCACAAGAAGACCCUGAUGUUGUCGUAAUUGAUUCAUCUAAACACAGUGAUGAUUCGGUGGCCAUGAAACAUUUUAAGUCUCCUACGAAAGAAAGCUGCAGUCCUUCUGAAGCAGAUGAUACAAAAGCCUUGAUACAACCCAGCAAGUGUUCUCCCCUGGUGAACAUAUCUGGACCUCUAGACCAUUCCUCUCCUAAAAGGCAAUGGGACCGACUUUAUCCUGACAUGCUGCAAUCAAGUUCCCAGCUGACCCAUUCCAGAUCCAGGGAAAGCCUCUGUAGCAUCCGGAGGGCAUCUUCAGUCCACGACAUAGAGGGAUUCAGUGUCCACCCCAAGAACAUAUUUAGAGACCGACAUGCCAGUGAAGAUAAUGGUCGCAAUGUCAAAGGGCCUUUUAAUCAUAUCAAAUCAAGCCUCCUGGGAUCCACAUCGGAUUCAAACCUCAACAAAUACAGCACCAUUAACAAGAUUCCACAGCUCACUCUGAAUUUUUCAGAUGUCAAAACUGAAAAAAAGAGCACAUCACCUCCUUCUUCAGAUAAAACUAUUAUUGCACCCAAAGUUAAAGAGCGAACCCACAACGUGACAGAGAAAGUUACCCAGGUCCUUUCUUUGGGAGCAGAUGUCCUGCCAGAAUAUAAACUGCAGACACCACGCAUCAACAAAUUUACAAUAUUGCACUAUAGUCCCUUCAAGGCAGUCUGGGACUGGCUUAUUCUGCUUCUGGUUAUAUACACUGCAAUAUUCACGCCCUACUCUGCAGCCUUUCUCCUCAAUGACAGAGAAGAACAGAAGAGACGAGAAUGUGGCUAUUCUUGUAGUCCUUUGAAUGUAGUAGACCUGAUUGUGGAUAUUAUGUUUAUCAUAGAUAUUCUAAUAAACUUCAGAACGACAUAUGUAAAUCAGAAUGAAGAAGUGGUAAGUGACCCCGCCAAAAUAGCGAUUCACUACUUCAAAGGCUGGUUCCUGAUUGACAUGGUGGCAGCAAUCCCUUUUGACUUGCUGAUUUUUGGAUCAGGUUCUGAUGAGACAACCACAUUAAUUGGUCUUUUGAAGACUGCUCGACUCCUUCGUCUUGUGCGAGUGGCCAGGAAACUGGAUCGAUAUUCAGAAUAUGGUGCCGCGGUUCUCAUGCUCUUAAUGUGCAUAUUUGCUCUGAUUGCUCACUGGCUGGCUUGCAUUUGGUAUGCAAUUGGGAAUGUAGAAAGGCCAUAUCUGACAGACAAAAUUGGAUGGUUGGAUUCCUUAGGACAACAAAUUGGGAAACGUUACAAUGACAGUGACUCCAGUUCUGGACCAUCCAUUAAAGACAAAUACGUCACAGCACUUUAUUUUACCUUCAGCAGUUUAACCAGUGUAGGAUUUGGAAAUGUGUCUCCUAACACCAAUUCGGAGAAAAUCUUUUCAAUUUGUGUCAUGUUGAUUGGCUCACUAAUGUAUGCAAGCAUUUUUGGAAAUGUUUCUGCCAUUAUCCAAAGACUAUACUCGGGAACUGCCAGGUACCACAUGCAGAUGCUGAGAGUCAAAGAGUUCAUUCGCUUUCACCAAAUCCCCAACCCUCUGCGGCAACGACUUGAGGAAUAUUUCCAGCAUGCGUGGACUUACACUAAUGGCAUUGACAUGAACAUGGUCCUAAAGGGUUUCCCAGAAUGCUUACAAGCUGACAUUUGUCUACAUCUCAACCAAACUCUGCUGCAAAACUGCAAAGCUUUUCGAGGUGCAAGUAAAGGUUGCCUUAGAGCUCUGGCAAUGAAGUUCAAGACUACUCAUGCACCUCCAGGAGACACCCUUGUUCACUGUGGCGAUGUGCUGACAGCACUGUACUUCUUAUCCCGAGGCUCCAUCGAAAUCCUCAAAGAUGACAUUGUGGUAGCUAUUCUGGGAAAAAAUGACAUAUUUGGAGAAAUGGUUCAUCUUUAUGCCAAACCUGGCAAGUCUAACGCAGAUGUAAGAGCUCUCACAUACUGUGACCUGCAUAAGAUUCAGCGGGAAGACUUGCUGGAGGUUUUGGAUAUGUAUCCAGAGUUUUCUGAUCACUUUCUCACAAAUCUAGAGUUGACUUUCAACCUAAGGCAUGAAAGUGCAAAGUCCAUGAAUGAUUCUGAAGGAGAAAACUGUAAGCUGCGAAGGAGGAGACUGUCUUUUGAAAGUGAAGGAGACAAAGAUUUUGGCAAAGAAAACAGUACAAAUGACCCCGAAGAUUCUGCGGACACCAUAAGACAUUAUCAGAGUUCCAAGAAACACUUUGAAGAGAAAAAAAGUAGAUCAUCUUCUUUCAUCUCCUCCAUCGAUGAUGAGCAAAAGCCGCUCUUCUCAGGAACAAUAGAUUCUACUCCAAGAUUAGGGAAAGCAACCGGGCUUCAUUUUGAAGAAACAAUGCCCACCUCAGGAAGAAUGCACACAGAUAAAAGGAGUCACUCUUGCAGAGAUAUCACUGAUAUGCAGAGUUGGGAAGGAGAGCACACCAGGGCUCAGCCUGAAGAGUGCAGUCCCCCAGCGCUUCAGCGAGCCACCUGGGGGACCUCUGAGACCGAGAGCGACUUCACCUAUGGAGAGGUGGAGCAAAGAUUGGAUUUGCUUCAAGAGCAGCUUAACAGACUCGAAUCCCAAAUGACAGCAGACAUCCAGACCAUCCUUCAGCUGCUGCAGAAACAAAGCACUGUGGUCCCCCCAGCCUACAGCAUGGUAACUGCAGGAGCGGAGUAUCAGAGACCCGUCCUCCGUCUGAUGAGAACCAGUCAUCCCACAGCAUCCAUUAAGACAGACCGGAGUUUCAGCCCCUCCUCACAAUGUCCUGAAUUUCUAGACCUUGAAAAAUCUAAACUUAAAUCCAAAGAAUCCCUCUCAAGUGGGGUGCAUCUGAACACAGCUUCAGAAGACAACUUGACUUCACUUUUAAAACAAGACAGUGAUGUCUCUUUAGAGCUUCACCUGCGACAAAGAAAAACUUACUUUCAUCCAAUUAGGCAUCCUUCCUUGCCAGAUUCUUCCCUAAGCACCGUAGGAAUCUUGAGUCUUCAUAGGCAUGUUUCUGAUCCUGGUCUUCCAGGGAAAUAAUUAUUUUGUACUAUUUAUUCCACAUACAAUGUAAGUGCUUUUAAUGGCUGUUUUCCUUUUUGUAUUUAAAUUCUCUCUACUCGACUCAGGGGCUCACAAGUUACCAUUAUAUGCAAAAGUACUGUAUAUUUUCCUAAAUUGAAGCUUGUAAGGUAAAACUGAGCAGUUAGGAUGUAAAUAUACAUAGGAAUUUUUGGUUCCAAAUGUUAAAACUGCCAGCAUCUCUAGGCACCUUAUUUUUUGUUUUUUAUUUUCUAAUCAUAUGCAUGUCAGGAAGCUCCAAUUUCUCUUGCAUGGAGAGUCCUAUUCAUUGCUUUUAUUGAACAGGUACAUUGCUAUGAAGAUGCCUUCCAAGCAAAUAGGAACCAAGGGAUAAAACUAUUCAUAGAUGCAACUCAAAUGAUCCUCAGUUUGUGGAAGUCCAACAGGGAUGAAGGGAACUUACUCGUGAGAACAGAUACUCUUCUGUGUUGAAAUCUUUAUAGUCAGUUACAUUCAUUUCCCCACACUGAGAAAAAUGCAGAGUCUCAGAUUUAUCUCAGACAGUAAAGGAAACCAUCUCCAAACAUACUGAAGGGAAAUACAAGUUGCCUUUAGUCCUUAAAAUCUGUACAAGGAAAAUCUCUUCAUGACAAGACCAAGUGAAAUACAAUCUGUUGGUUAAUGAGGGCAGUGCACCUCACAGGAGAGAAACCUCAGUUCCGAAGUAACCCAAGGCGGUGGCUUGGUAUCUCAGCUUAUGUAAGACUUUCAACAAAGAGCAAUACAUUUUAGAAAAGUGACAGGACAAAGAACAAAGCAGUCCAGGCUUCCAAAUGUGGGAAAACUGUGGGAAGGCAUAAGGUCUGCUCCCAGAUUUCUCUAGGCCUGCAGUGUCUCAUCUGAAAAGCAAUCUGUUCCUAAGGAGAAUUUACAUCCUGUCUUUAGGCAGGAAAGUGGGAGGAAUAUAGAAAGACCUAUUGUCUUUGUGAAUCUUUGUCCUGCUUUUAGGCAAACAGACUGAGAAGGCUGGAAGCUUCACUGCAAUUUUAUUGUUCUCAGCUAAACAAUCCUUCACGUAUUGGGGAGAGAUCCUUUGGUUUCCUUCAACAUGAAUACAGACCACCAUUAACAAAAGUAAAAAAUGUCAUUUAAAUCUUGUCUCUAAUUGUGCUCACAGCCCAUCUAAAAAUUUUUAGACAGGCACAUUUCCUCAAAGGCUAAAACACAAUAUUCUCUAAUUUUGUUUUUUUGUGUGUGAGGGGAGCGCUCUUAAACAAUUACUAAAAUGUAACAUGCACAUACUGAUAUCCAUAGCUUCCUUUCUCUCCAUAUUUUAGAGCAAACUUGAAUUUGAUUAAAAUAGAGACAAAUAAAGUUUUCAAUGAAUGUGUAAUUUCAGUGGAUUUGCAUGGCAAACCAUCUUUCAUUAAGUAUAUGCUGUACUCCAGCUGUCUAAUUCCAGGUGUGGGAAGGCAAUAUGUAUUUACCAGCCCAGACAGAAAACGAACACACCAGGAGUAAAAUUGCAACUUUGUUUGGUUAUCCAGAUACUUUUACUGAUUGAAAAUCAAAUCAAAUUCUAUUAUAUAUGGACAAGACUGGAUAUAUAUUGGCUCUAGAAUAUUAGAAUACAUUUAAAUAUCUUCAACUAUUUGGUUUGGGGGGAAAAAUAAGUGUACAGAAAGACAUGAAAGGUUAACAAUUCUGAUGUCAUGUUCUACUUAAGAAAUUUUAUUUUCAAGUCUAAUUUUUAAAUUAUUACAGAUUUAUUAUAUCAUUUCUGAACAAAAUUUUUGAAUGUCAUUGUCAUUGAAAGUUUCUUGAUUCUUUACUAAUUCUCUCAUCUAUAGCUUUAAUGAAAUAUUAUACCUCCACAUUAUCAUAUAGGUUAAUUUCCAUCUCUACAUGAUAAAAAUACAAUCUAUUGAUUUAACGCUAUCAAUGACAGUAAUGUGUUAAUCACCAUCAAAUACAAGCAAUUUAUUUAAAUUUAUAAAAAACAAAAACAAUUGCACUAUUUAAAAUGUAAUUAAAGUGACCUUAAAUUGCUCUUAGUGUAUUUUUAAAUAGUCAAAGAAAUUGUUAACCUACAUAGGAGGUUAGGGGCUGAGGAUAUAGUUCAGUGGCACAAGCACCUGCCUGGCAAGCACAAGGCCCUGAGUUCGAUUUCUGGUACAAUAAAACCUACAUAGGAGGUAAUCAGUAGGCAUGAGCAUGUUCUCAUCUCUAAUUUUUCUUAAAAAGUCAUCAAAUAUGGAGAAUAAAAUGGUCAGUUCAGUGAAGCUAUAAUAAUUAAAACUGACUUCCCUAACCAUUUGGCAUUAUGCAUAUAUCCACUGAAGAAGUAACAACCACUUGCAGUCCUUCGUUCAACCACAGAUGUUAGAAGUGCAGAGAGUCACAUAAAUGGCUAACUUUAAAUCUGAGGUCCAUUGAAGAAUUUUAUUUCCAUAUCAGAGCACAUUUUUGCAGCUGCAACAAAUUUCAUAAGGAUUGUCUGCCCGAGCUCCACGCACAUUCAGAAUGAAUUCACCAGAGACUGUCCAUUUGUAAGGAGAGAGAAUUUGGCAGGUGAGGAAUUAAGAUCUGAUUGUUUGAUUAAUGAAUGCUUCAGCUGCAACAUUUGGUAUGACAUGCAUAAAAUUCAGCCUUCUACAUAAAGCCAUUCUUUCUAAAAACAGCAUGCAGAAAGGGAAAGAUGUGGAACAGUAUAUAAGCAUCCAACUCAGUUAAAUUCUAGCAGAGCACAAACCUUUUGUUAUUGUUGUUCCUUGACAUAAAAUGAUUGCUUGAUAUUAAAAUCUUAAGUCUCAGAUUAGGAAGGUCCUUUCCUGCUGAAUAUGAGCUUUAAAAGAUCCUGAGCAAGAUAGAUACGGUUAAUCUGGCAUAAACGUCAGAAGAUUCAAUAAUUACACUGAUUUGUAGAUGACCAAAGCAAUUAUCUUGUUGCAUAAAAUACAUCCCCUUGCCCAGCCAAAACUCUAAUGACUAAAACCACCAUCACCCUUUCCAGCAGGUAAAGAAAGCAGUCAGACACCUCCAUCUUGGGACCCUGCUGAAGGCCAGAUCUCACUGUUGCAGCCACUCAAAGUAAGAGCAUAGCAACUACUUUCCUUCAAGGUCAUCAUCAGCACUAGUGUAACCCCUUUGCUUUCCACCUAAAAAUAGUGUUGUCUGGUCCCCUGCCCUAAAUCAAAUGCCAUCUAAAACUUAAAAUUUGUGCAGUUUGGAGGCUUUCCUGCUGCUAUUAAUUGCCAAACAGAGAGCUGAGAUUUAGACUGAUUAUGGUACCCAGGGGUGGUCCUAUACUUUAGUUGAUAAGAAAAUGAAGAAUGAGAAAACGCUGAAGGAGUGUUUCACAGGGGUUUUCAUUUAAUAAUCACUAAUUCAACAAAUGUAGGAGAGGAGGAGGUGGCAGACUUGACUCUGCAUAAUGUGUUAAGUCCAUUUUAAUGUGUUGGUCUUUAGAGCUAAACUUUCCUACUCUUACUGUCAGGACAUAUGGAAACUAAGUCAGGUUGUAGUAUAAUUAGGAGUCAGAGUUUUUAUUUAAUUUGAUUUGAUUUACUUAUUAUUUUCUGUAGUUUUGCUUUAGGCAUGGGCUCUAUACCUGCACUACAUGCCUAGGAAGAAUCAGGCUUCGUACGUGUGUGUAUCAGAUUUGCUUACAAGGUUCUCAUGAAGGUUGAUCUUCAGCAAUUGUUUCAAAACUCCUAGAAGAAAAGCGUUCUUGCACAAAUGUCAUUUUAAAAACCCCAUCGAACAGUACUAGCUCAAGGUAAAAUGCAUCUCAUUAGCAUAUUUGAAAUAAUAAAUAUUACUAACAAUAGUA